AUGUCCGUCGGCUUCAGGCAAAAUAUAAUUUUUGCAUUAUUUCUGCAAAAGUAAAGUUUUCUAACUGUUUUUGUUUUCUGCUAUCCAAUUCAUGAAGAAUUUACAAAACUAAAAUAGUAAUGCAACCGACGACGAUGCUUCCGAAACUUACGGACACUACUCAAGUUAUAACUUUUUCGGAAGAUGAUGGAGUAUGUAGUGCAGAAGUGUUGGCCACUGAAGUGGUGGUUAACACUAAUGCUGGCAACCACAACCAUGGCAGCUCCAAGGUGAAACUGAAAAACUUGGUUGACUACAAUUGGGAGCCCAAGUUCUACUCGGGUCAACUGCUUGCCAUUCAUAUGAGUGGAAAGUAUUUGGCGUACUCCAUUAAAGCCCCAAAUGCAGCCAGCCCAGGCAUGUGGACUGGAAUGGUUCGUGUCGUUUACAGCCCUGAACCUGGCACCGACCGUCGUGCUUUGAUCAAGGGCAUGAAAGGAGAAGUGCAAGAUCUGGCAUUUGCUCACAUACAAAAUCAAGUGGUGUUAGCAUCAAUUGACGAACUUGGCAAUUUUUAUGUCCAUGAAAUAGAAGCCACAGACAGUGGACUCAGAUGCACGCUAGUGGCGGAGGAGCACGUUGAAGAGGGCGCAGGUGCGACGGCGACUGCGGCGGCGACGGCGGCGUCGCACCGCGUCGUGUGGUGCCCUUACAUUCCGGACGAUGAUGACGCGCCGGACGAUGAUGUGGCAAGGUUGCUGCUCACUACGCACGCUAAUAUAGCCCGCAUGUGGAACAUCCGCGCCGGGGGCGGAGGCGGCGCGGGCGCGGGGGCGCUGGGGGGCGGCGCGUGGGGCUCCGCGCACGGAGCACCCCUCGUGGACGCCGCCUUCUCGCCCGACGGCACGGCCCUCGCCACCGCGGCCGCCGACGGAUACGUCAUGUUCUACCAGGUUUACAUGCACGCGGAGAGCAGCCCGCGCUGCCUGCACAAGUGGCAGCCUCACAAGGGAGCGCCGCUCUCCUGCCUGUUCUUCCUCGACAACCACAAGCACUACAAUACUGACGUCCAGUUCUGGAAAUUCGCCGUGACCGGCGCUGAGAACAACACCAUAAUCAAGAUCUGGUCGUGCAAGUCUUGGCAGUGCUUGCAGACUCUUAGAUUCGGAUCUUCGCCCUCAGUGGGCGUAGAAGGAUUAGUUGGGUUACGCGCAGCCUUAGAAGCCAGUGCUAGAUACCUGGUGGUGUCAGACUUUACGUCUCGCUGCUUGUACGUGCUGCGCUUCUCUAGCGACUCGGAGCAAGCUCACGUCGAUUCUAUAUGCGAGUUCCCGCUGCCGUAUCCGGUUCUGAGCUUCUGUAUUCUAGAUGCUGAGGAGGAACAGGUGAAAUGCGAGUCGAGCUGCGACGACCCGUUCCAUACCAACGGCUCGGGCGGCGACGUGCCCGACUCGCCCGACGACUUCGACCUGAACCAAGAUGAUGUGGAUCCGUUAGUGGGAGGCGAUUGUACAGACGAGGGAGAGAAGCGCGUGCGCCUGCGUCUGUACAUCGUGCAACCCAAGGGGCUGCAGGAGGGCGAGCUGGUGUACUGCCCGCCCACUCCACAUGCUAGGAACGCACUAGAAGACGCAGUCCCAGUGCCAGCAGGAGCGGGCGAGGUCCCCGGGCUCCAGUCCAGCAUCCUGCAGCAGCAGAGCCAGCAGCUCCAGAACCUGCUCAUGCGGUCCCAGACUCAGCCGGGCAGUUUGAUAGUGCCACGCGCCGAGUCCCCUACUAUCGCGCCGCCGCUUAAUCUCAUGACUCCCGACGCCUUCAGUUCCCCGGGCAAGCGCGAGGAAGACGACCCUCCCCUGUCGGCCACGCCCGACGUGCAGCCCACGCAGCGCCCCUCAAAUCAAGGUAUACCGGCAACUGAGGCAGCGGGCACAGUCACGAGCGGCAGCGGCAGCGGAGGCGGCAGCGGCGGCGUCGGCGGCGGGGAGCUGCACAAGCUGACGUCGGGCGGUUCCAGCCCCAGCCGCGAGGUGCGGCAGAUCAUGGGCCACAACGAGCGCGCCUACUACCCGCACGACCUGGAAAACGAGGAACCGGAAGAGGAGGAAACGGACGUAGCUGACGCGCUCACGAGUGAAGUAGCGGCGGAAGCGGAAGUGGAUACCGCGGACGAUGUCUUCACCUCAAACGAGAUAUAUGCUGCUACGGACACCGCGCCUGCCAAAAUCAACAGCGACACGUCGUGGCCGCAGAUCUCGAUGGCGCAGAUAUCUGAAGCCAACCAGCGCAAGGCGUCGAGCGACAAGUCGAGCAGCCAGUCGCUCAACGCGUCGCUGCAGCCCGCCGACCGACUCUCGCCCGCCGAUCGCUCGCGGCUACUGGCGCUCGACCACAAGAUAGACAAACUGACGGAGCUGGUGGCGGCGCAGAGCCGGGAGCUGCGCAGCCUCCGCGGGUCGGUGCACAGUCCGCGCUCGCUGGUGGAUGCCGCGCUGCACGCGCACACCGACCGCACCGCCACCGUCGUGCGAGACGCGCUCUCUGACGGUUUCGAGCGUAUAUCCCGUAUGGGGGAAGCAGCCAGCAGUCGCGCGGCCCAAGCAGCCGGCGUUGGAGCUGCGCGGGGACUCGAACCCCUAGUAGCCGCCCUACACCACGAGCUGGCCACUAAACUCACCGCUACAGACCAUCUGCUACGAGAAAACAUCGACAAGCUGGCCAACAGCAAGUUGCUGAUGGAAAAGCUGAGCACGUCCAUAGCCAAGUCUCUGUCGGAGAUGGUCCGCGAGCAGUUCCGCGAGGCGAUCAUGGCGAGCGUAGUGCCCGUCGUUGAGAAGGCGCACGCGCAGAUGUUCCGACAGAUUAACGCCGCCUUCCAGGCCGGCACUAAGGAGUUCGCGGCCAACACUGAGGCGGCAGCGCGAGCGGCGGCAGAACGCGGCGGCGCCGCUGCCACCGCACAACUGAAGGCGGCGCUCGAACGACACGGUGCCGCGCUCGAGCGACACUCACACGCCCUCUCCUCCGCCCCCCACUACACCGCCGCGCUGCAGGAGGCCGCGCACAGCGUCCUAGAAAAGGAGAUGUCUUGGUGGCGGGAACAAGUGGCCCGGCAGCUGUCGCGCGCACAUUCCCCCUCCACGCCGCACGCCUCGCAUGCCUCGCACGCCUCGCACCACGACCGACAGAUGCAGGUAGCGCAGAUUCAGUCGCUGAUAAGCGCCGGGGACGUGAAUGGCGCGUUCCAACUGGCGCUAUCCGCGUCGGAUCUAGCGCUCGUAGUAGCCGCCUGUCGCGCCGCCGACCCGCCCUCAGUGUUCGGCCCGCCCUGCCGCCUCAAGCAGCACGUGCUGCUGUCCCUCGUGCAGCAGCUCGGCGCCGACAUGCCGCGCGACACGCCCCUCAAGCACAGGUACUUAGAAGAAGCGAUAAUGAAUCUCGACACAAGCAACCCCGUCACGCGCGAGCAUCUCCCCGUGGUCGUACGAGAGCUGCAGAAACAGGUAAUGGCAUUCCUAUCCGCGCAUCCAACGCACGCGUUAGCCCGCCAAUUCAAGAUGCUGCUAAUGGCGGCAGAUUCCUUAGUGAAGGCGGCCUGACCGCGCCCGCACGCGUUACUCAUCAAUACCGCGCUGCUGAUGUGAAUACUAUCGACUCGUUGCUUACUCGCCACUUGACUAGUUGCUUACAUUCACAACAAUAGGGAAUAUGCAUGUAAUGAGGGAUACAGUUAUCUGUCUCACCAGAUGGCGCCAUUGUCGAGUGAAGUCCUAAAGUAAAAUUUGUUAUUACAAACGUGAAAUCUAAGUUUACAUUUAAAUCGCAUUUUAAUAGAUAUCCUUAACAUAAUCGGCUAUGCCAAAGUGUUGUGCAGAGGUCGUAGUAUUUUUCUUAGCUCCGCUUUUAAAUCACUGACAUUCGUUGACACGUAACUCAUAUUUGCCAUAAUCAAUCUGAGUUAUUAUCAAAUAUUCCCAACAUUAUUUCAAUUAGAAAUAAACCUGCGUAGUCGACCCACAAGCAAUAACAUUAGACAUUUCGGGAGACCCCACUGGAAUUGUUGAUCGAAGGACCUCACGCUACACAAGCGCCUCUAGCGGCGGAUUCAUUCGCGAUAAGCCUUCAUUCAAAUGAGGCUCAAUUUUUUUUAUAUAAAUUCUUUUACUUUUGAUUAGUCCCUCCAUCAAUAAUUUUUAAUGUUUAAUUUUUGCAAGACAUUAAUUAUAGAAACGUGCUAAAAACUUUUGGGAAAUUCUUAUAUCUGAAACGCGAUGAACCGUUUGUGACGUAGAUAUACAUAGCAACAAAUCAACAAACAAGCGCCAUGUGCACAGGAUAUGUCAAAAUCCACGAGACCUAGUGCUAAUGCGCAGUGCGCGCUCAUCUAACCUAAUCUUACUGGUUUGUUUAGUUACUAUGAACUGUGACGUCACACCACAUGUUCUAAAAUAGCACGCGUUUAUAAUUCCCGUGUAAAGAGGUUUUUUUAACAUUAUUUUUGGACACAUUACAGUAUUUUUUCGACGUUGUAAUUUUUUUAUACUAUCUUUAGGGAAUGUAAACUAUGAAAUAAAAAUAUAAAAAAUAAUCAUACAUAUUCCCUAUUGUAAAAUUAUACUGCUCCAUUCACACGGCCACGGAACGGAACGGACGCGAAAUAACUAAUAUUAGAAUAAUGCGCGAGAGUACCUCGAAUGACAGCUUAAUUUUCGGGCGUUUAUAACUUACGCGAUUACUUUAAAAUUCUCGAAACAACCUAACACUUGAGGCCAUGAGAACCAUAGUGGCCUAACUCAUUUUUUAACCAUAGUGGCCUAUCUUACUAAGGCCAGUAUGGCGCCUAAAAUUUAAAUCACAGACUAAAAUCCGUAACAGUAGUUAUGCUACCAUCUAGUGAAUAUUCGUUGUAUCACUUUUAGACCACUCUGGUUCUAUCAAAAUGAUCAAUUUGAAAUGGAAAAAAUCAUAAACUCAGUAUUGUAAAAAAUGAGUUAGGCCACUAUCGUUCUCAUGGCCUCACUUUCAUUGUUAGGCAUGUAUUAAUUCAUGAGACUGCAUAGUUUCGCUACCGUUGCGUUCCGCGUAAAUUAAGCCUUACACAGAUUCGGGUGCGAGUGUGAACUCCGACUCAACAGCUUUAUAAUCCGGCGGCCAUCUUAACAUAAGAACUUUACAAACCAAAGUAUUACACCCGCACCAGUUUCAAUACUAACCAUUUAUGUUGUGAAAAGGUUGUUAUUGUUUUCUGUAAAAUUAACACAUUUUUUAUAGUAAAAUAAACUUCGCUGUUCGCAAUAUCAAGAAAUUAAUAGUGCCUUUGUAUAGAUUAUUUAGCAGCUUUUUUAACUAUAGUCAAAAUGCGAGAGAAAUGUACUAUUUUUUCCAGUCAACUGAUAAUCGGACUGGUUAAUAGCUUGGUAGUAAUCUUACACAUUUUAUAGAAUUGUAUAGUGUUCUGCCAAAGAAAAUGAUACUUCAUAACGAGUCGAGUAUUCCGAGUUAACUUCAAAGUCAUUAAGAUUACGAGUUUAACUACAGAGAGACCAUAAACACUCGAGUGACUUAAUGACAUAGCUGUUUCAGUGAUUUAGUGAUAUGUUUUUUUUUUGUUGACGUACGUAAUGUAUAAAUGAUAAAGACAAUUAUCUCCUGUUUCAUGUAAAGUGUUUCGAAGUGUGUAAUUUAUGAUGAAAAUGAAGCUUUCUUUUCCUCAUGGUGCGCAAAUUUGACGUCUUAUUUUAUCCUUUCGUUCUUUAAAUAUGUUUUUAUUGUAAUUAUAAUAUAAAAAAAUCACAUGUAAAAAAAUUGUUUUAGGGCUACUAAAACCUAAUUUGGGUAGCCAUAAAACUAUUUCAUCAAUCUCCAGUUUUUGCUUUGGUUGAUAAAACAAAAAAAGAACAAAAUUUAUCUAUCAUUCAAACUUUUUGAUUAAUUUUUUUUUGUAUUUCAUUUAAUUUAAAAAAAAAUAGUAAUAAGACAACAAAGAACUAUAUUAACGAUAUUUGACCGGCAUUUUCACAAAGUAUGCCCAUAUCGUGAAGAUUCUACCUAAUAUGCAUACACUACUAAUUUUAACAUGUGGACCACAGAAUAGUGUAAUUAGGAGUCGUCAUCGUCGCGUUACUUAGUGCUUAGCUAACUUAAGACUGCUACUUAAGGUAAGCUUGGAUGUUGUGCAGUUGCAAUUAUCAUUCUAUUAUAAAUAAGUAUAUUUAACAUAAAAAAAAUGUGAAAGAACGCGAAGAUUGCUAUUGAAAAGUCCAUGUUGUUUACAUUUAGUCUUUAUGUAGGCAAAAUAUGUAUUUACUGGUGUCAAUUCUGGCGUGAUUCUCUAAACUUAAACUAAAUCUAACAUUAGUCUUUCCUUUUCAUUCUGUAUAGGGAAUGACAAGGAUACACUGUUGUCAAAUUUAAGUUUUGAUUUAGAGAAUCGUGCCAGAAUCGACAGUAACGCGCCUAUUUAUUAUUUCAUAGAACUAAAGUGCUAUAAGUUUUUGUAGUGCUAAGUGGCGGCUUGAAACCUGACUGAUUUUAGAGAAAAUGUAAAAUGUACUGAUGAACAAUUUGCAACUUAACCCUGUUCUAUUAUAUAGAAACAUACCACCAAAUUCCAGCAUUGUACCAAGUGAUUUUAAAACAACCACAUUUGUGUAUCUAUAAUCUUAAGUUCCUUACGUGCGACUUGAAAAUCCACCUAUACAGGAUCGGCGUUACUCAAAUGUCUAUAGCAUUCGUGCCAUCAAAAAAGACUGUCAACAAUUGAGGCCUUAAAUUCAAAGUCUGCACUGUAUAUCAUCGGGGUUUCAGAAGCAAGAUCGAGUGUGCUGUAAUACUGAUAUCUUCCUGGCUUAUUCUGUACGUCAUUUAUUAAUGAGGAGCUGGCGAACGAAACGAUAUAAUUACGCAUAUGGUUUUGAUCAUAUAGUACAAAAAUUACGAAAUUAAAAAUCACGCCAAAAGCUCACCGUAGGUAUGUCAUUUGGUUUUUUACAGCUCCUGUCAAAUUUUGUUAUACCGUUAUACCGUUUUGUUUGCCAGCUCCUCAUUUGGGAUGGGAUAAUUGUCGUCUAUAGUCUCUUUCUUUCUCGUCUAUUUUACGGAAAUCAAUGACUAUCCUCCAUUUUUGUUUUCCAGAGGCAUCAAAUUUUUUAGGAACAAGAUCCUAGAUCGGUGCGCUCCAUGCAGACUCAAAGGGCCUAAUUAUAUUCUGUUCCAACAUUUUUGAUAUUUGAUCUCUAACCUCCUGACGGUGUACAAAGUGAUACCUAUAGCUCUUGGUGUAAAUAGGGACUUCACCGGUUGUCCGUAUAUGACUUCAUCGGUUGUCC
Messenger RNA from Chilo suppressalis (striped riceborer), 7304 nucleotides. The record is from the annotation of a GenBank genome assembly. NCBI's taxonomy places the organism in Eukaryota, Metazoa, Arthropoda, Insecta, Lepidoptera, Crambidae.